GCUUGCUCUCAGGCGUUAGACGGCUUCUUCCUGGCCAUCACGACCGACGGGAACAUCAUCUACGCCUCGGAGAGCGUCACGUCGCUGCUGGAGCACCUCCCUUGUGAUCUUGUGGAUCAGAACCUGUUGAACUUCCUGCCCAGCAGGGAACACUCCGACGUCUACAAGCUGCUGUCCUCGCACGUCGCCGAAGGGGAGAUGCUGACGCCCGAAUAUCUGAAGACCAAGAACCAGCUGGAGUUCUGCUGCCACAUGCUCCGAGGGACAAUGGACCCAAAGGAGCCGCCUGUGUACGAAUACGUCAAGUUCAUUGGAAAUUUCAAGUCCCUCAACAACG
This is a messenger RNA of Hippocampus comes (tiger tail seahorse), 337 nucleotides long. RefSeq names its product circadian locomoter output cycles protein kaput-like. The annotation marks the transcript as partial. Lineage: Eukaryota; Metazoa; Chordata; Actinopteri; Syngnathiformes; Syngnathidae. Gene Ontology annotation, biological process: circadian regulation of gene expression; regulation of transcription by RNA polymerase II. The record is from RefSeq and is a predicted model, not a curated record. Gene Ontology annotation, cellular component: CLOCK-BMAL transcription complex. Gene Ontology annotation, molecular function: E-box binding; DNA-binding transcription factor activity, RNA polymerase II-specific. The transcript has 3 exons.